ACAACUUCGCGCAGAAUUUCUUCUCAACCUCCUCGAACUCCCCAUCGAUUCACAAACAACCACAUUCUGCGUUCCGCUCCCUCGCCAGCACACACCAACCGCUCCUAGCUGCUACUACUACCCUUAUCUCUAUCGCCAGUUUAGCUCGCGCCCAAGUGUCCCUUCUCCAACGCCUCCGAUCCUGCGCCGCCGCCCGCCCUCGCCUCCCGCUCUUCCGACUGCCUAAACCACAGCUUCACGCCCCUGUGCGCAUCCUCUAUCGAACCCCUCGCGACAUUCAGAUAUCCGACCGCCGUCUCUCCGUCUCGCUCUACCGCGCCGUCCACGACCCGUUCCCAGUCGUUUCCUUCUUCCUGGCCCUCGCGAAACCCCAUUCGAGGUGCCCCGUUGCCCGACGUCAAGCCCGUUCGUUAGAGAAGAGGCGAUCGCAAGCCAGUCUUAAUGGAUAAUAAUCUAUGGACCCGUCGCACAAACUCCGGCAAGCUUUCCCUCUCGACCUCAUCGAAUGGGCCCAACGGCUCCUCCAUCGGUGAUUCGUCCCGUGCCGCCCCCUUCUCCCGCCGCCAUGGCGGUGACACGUCGUCGCACGGCGGCAAAGCCAGCCCCUUCAAUACGCCGGGCGCGGGUUUGACAUCUCCCACAGGGGGCGCCUCGAGCGCCUUUGGCCUUGGCUCUGGCGCAUUCGCGUCGUUUGGGUCUGCCAAAACGCCCAAGACGGCCGGCAAUCCCUUCGACAGCGCUAUGGGCUCGGCCGUUGCCAAGUCCGGCGCCAUCAAGGACGGUCCAAGACCAGUCGGCAGGGCGCCCAGCAUGGCCGCCAUCUCCGAGACCAAGGCGUCUGCCCCUUUGAGAGCCGCCGAGGUGCACCCGCUGAAAGACGCGUGGUCCUUUUGGUACCGUCCUCCGAUCUCCAAGGCGCACGGCUUCAUCGAGUACGAGAACACGCUCCACGGGAUCGCCACCGUCAAGACUGCGGAGGAGUUUUGGGAGAUUUACAGGCACCUUAAGCGGCCCUCCACUCUGCCCGUGGUGUCCGACUACCACCUGUUCAAGAAGGACAUACGGCCCGUCUGGGAGGAUGAGGUCAAUCGCAAGGGAGGCAAGUGGGUCGUGCGCAUGAAGAAGGGCGUGGCAGACCGCUACUGGGAGGAUUUGCUUCUAGCCCUCGUUGGCGAUCAGUUUGGCGACGCGUCCGAGGAUGUCUGCGGCGCCGUCCUGAGCAUGCGGAAUGGUGAGGACAUCCUCAGCAUCUGGACCCGCACGGACGGCGGCCGCGUCCUCAAGAUUCGCGAAAUCAUGAAGCACGUGCUCAAUUUUCCUCAAAAUACCCGAGUCGAGUUCAAGAGCCAUGACUCCAGUAUUCAACAGCGAAGCGCCAUCGACGAGCAACGCCGCGAGAAGGCCAGUCAGACUCAGUCCGAGAAACGCCAAUCGUCUGGCGGCCAGAGGAUGCCUCAGGACUAGGAACAAGGAGGAUUGUGGCAAGCUUUCUUAAAGGGCUCGACUCGCGCUAAGAAACCCAGGGCCUCUUGAAGCAAAAACCUUUUGUUGUACACUAUAUAGGCAGGAGCAGUUGGGUCGACUGUGGCGGGAGAACGGUCCGCCAUGAAUGGGCCAGAUCUGCUGUUGUUGAUUUGGUUGUCCCUUGCUCUGAACCCCUUCGACCUGUUUGCUUGGAUGGGCACCAAGGGGGAAGUCAAGGUUCUUCGGCUGCGAGGGGAACGUUGAAGUGAUUUCCUCGCGCCACCCUACCUGGAAACGGAGGGUAGCCCGAGCAGCGAGUGGGAUGUAACGUGCAAAUGUAUGUACCAUAGCUUAUGAGUUUGGUUUGGCCUCUGGGGCGCGCAGCGGGGCGGACGAUGUGGGAAGAGGGAAGCGCUUUGCUGUUGCGUACUGGAGUAGCGAAUCCAAGAGGCUUUACCGGCUCGGAAGCACGGAUGCGGUGGUCGCGUGCCCAUCAUGAUGUAGGAUUGAAGUCGACCAUCAUGUCUGCAUUAACGUAUAUUUUUCCCGGGACACGUUAUGGUACAACAGGUUCGCCUUGCGGGGUGGGGGCGGGCGCCGGCUUUGGCUCUAUCCAGAGAGGCUCCCAACCCCCUUUCCCCCCAUUCCCUUUUUCC
Molecule: messenger RNA, 2120 nt
Organism: Purpureocillium takamizusanense
Lineage: Eukaryota; Fungi; Ascomycota; Sordariomycetes; Hypocreales; Ophiocordycipitaceae
Exons: 3
Coding region: 442-1464 (340 amino acids)
Biological process (GO): translational initiation
Cellular component (GO): eukaryotic translation initiation factor 4F complex; cytoplasm
Molecular function (GO): RNA 7-methylguanosine cap binding; translation initiation factor activity
Source: RefSeq, a predicted model, not a curated record